Rotaria socialis is the source of this 3330-nucleotide messenger RNA. NCBI's taxonomy places the organism in Eukaryota, Metazoa, Rotifera, Eurotatoria, Philodinida, Philodinidae. The record is from the annotation of a GenBank genome assembly.
AUGUAUCAACAUCUUCAUAUGGCUAUGGAACAUGCUGAGAGAAAACUGCAAACUAGUAAAAAACAAAAUAAUAUUCGACGUCGUCGAAAACCAACCGACACGGUCGCAGACACAGUACUUGAUGAUUCUUUAGCACAUUAUGAUGAUCAAAUGGAGCAAGAAUCAAUCGACCAGGUUGAAGCGGGACAACAAUCGUUAACUCAUCCUGAUGAAACAUUACAUUUUGAAUAUAAUCUAAAAGAUGAUUUUCAGGAUGACCCUACAGAUGAUGUUAAAAGCAAUUUUGCAGAUGAUUUUGAUCUUAAAACGUUGGAAGAAGAUUCUACGGAGGUUAAUAGUACACUAGAUUUACAUGAAGAAGAAAAUUUCAAUGAUGCAGAUGAUGAUUCAAUAUUGGAUCACUUAUGCCUACCAAGAAAUAAUACAAAUACUUAUAAUCUUCAUUUGUAUACAACCACUAAAAUGCAUGAUUUUUGUCGACAGCUGGUUGAAAUUUUUAGGGACGCCAAUAUAAGUAAUGUUCAUUGUUCUCGAUUGCUCAAAUUGAUUAAUCAAGUCCUUCCACAACCUCAUAAUUCACCAACAACAUUAAAAUCUUUAUAUGGCGCCAUGAAUAUUGAACAGCUAUUUACUAAACGAUUGGUUUGUACGCAAUGCCAAAAUAUUUUGUCUGGUGAUGAGAAAACAUGUAGCAAUUGUGAUCCAUCAAAUAUUAGAUCGAUUGCGACUAUAUUUGAUGUUAAUCAACGAUUGGUAUUCACACAAACCUUGAAUCGUCUUUUAAAUGAUAUUGAAACUUAUCGACAACAAAUUAUAACCGAUCGUGCAUCACCACAUAAUAACAAUGGCAUCGUUAUUAAUCAUAUUUAUCAAAAACUAGAAAAUAAAUAUGGUUCAACGCCAUUUAUUUCAUUAUUAUUACAUCUAGAUGGUACAAGUCUGACUAAAUCAAGUAAACUUACCUUAUGGUUGUUAAGCGGUUCUAUUGUUGAACUUCCUGUGCAUUUGCGAUAUCGGCGAUUUAACAUGAUGAUACUUUCUGUUUGGAUUGGCUACUGUGAGCCGGAUAUUGAUUUAUGGCUAACGGAAUGUUUACAACAAUUAAACAUUUUAAAAACACAAGGUAUUACAACUCAAACUGGUAUUAAUUAUACAGUACUUAUUUAUGGAUUAACGGGGGAUUGUCCCGCUAUUAAAUUAGCCACUAAGCAUGUAAAUCACCAAGGUUAUUGGUGUUGUUGGAUGUGUUUUAUAAAGGGUAUUCACACAAAGACAAAAAGACAAUAUUAUUUUGAAAAAAACCUCGUUUUACGUUCAAUUGCUGAAUAUGAAACUUACUCAAAAGAAGCACAAAGAAAAAAGAAAAAGAUUUUUGGUCAUCUUGGUUGUUCACCAUUUGCUACUAUCGUUGAUGUUCCUUUACCACAAUGCAUUGUAAUUGACUAUAUGCAUGUAUCACUUCUUCGUCAUAUGCGAACCGUUAUUCAAUAUUUAUAUCAAAAAUAUCUAAAGCCUAAGGACAGAGAUGAGAUCGAUCAACUUUUUCAUAAGCAGAGAUUUCCUCAUUUUUUCAACAGAAAGAUGCGUCCGAUCAAAGAAAUGUCCUAUUGCAAAGCAACAGAAUUAAGAAACAUGUUAUUGUACGGACUGUUGCCACUUAUUCGAUUACUUCUACCUGAUUCAGUAGCAGCUCAUCUGUCACUCUAUGUAGCAUGCAUGCGAUUAUUUCAUGGACCUCGUAAACUUGGUUUGAAAACAGAAAAAGUAGCCAAUGAAUUGUUUAAUGUUUACUAUGAAGAUCAUCCAUUGUUUUAUAAAAGCAUUCAACACUUUACGUUACACUUGCAUUCCCAUUUUGCCGAUCAAUAUUUUCUACAUGGAAGUCUAUCAAAUCUGGGUGUCUUUGGUCAAGAAUCUCUAUUAGGUUAUUUCGUAAAAAAUAAACAUGGUGCACGAAACUUUGGGCAAAUAAUUACAAACAAUUAUAAUAUUGACUUCACAAUUAACCAUCGAUUACAAACUCAUUUAACGGAUCAUUCUAGUAAUAUCAACGAACUUUUUGAUCUUUCAAAUAUUUCAAUCGACGAAUUUCUUCGUAAAAGUCAUAACGAUUUAUCAAUGUUACCACGUCGACAAGUACUGCCCCGUCAAGUUUUUACUCCUACACAACAUACACCACCAGCAAGUCAUUAUUUAAUUGUUUUUGAGAACACGAACUCCUAUCAAAUAGCUGCACGAUCAAGUUUAAAGAAAAUCAAUGGUGCUGAUGUUUUAUUAAUGGUUCGAAAUAAAUUAGUGAAAGCAAAACUUAUUCAUAGUGGGUCGCUUGAAGAUUGUAAUAUUGAAUAUACUAGAUUAACUCGUAUGUUACAAUCAGAAACAGAUACACAAAAUCAUGAUGGUGAUGAUGAAAUUGAUGAAGUAAGUGUUGUUAAUUCUAACAAGAAGUAUGUAAUACGUCCGCGAGAUGAUCCAUCGAAUUUUUUAACAUCAGCUGCACCAACAUCACCUAUUUCAAUAAAUAAUUCCUCACCAGAAAAAAUAUCUGAUGAAAAAGUAAAUUCUGAUGAUGAAUUAGAAUCAUUUUUUGAUCAUCGUAAACGACGACGAAAACAAAAACAAUAUAAAUUAUGUAAAAAAAAGAAAGCAAUUGAAAAUGAAAUUUUGAAAAAUCAUCUUACACCAGACUCGGAUGAUGAUGUUGAUCAGGUUGAUCUGAACAGAGGACGUUGUGUUACUAAUGAAACCGAAUCAAGUAUUCAUACAAAUUCUAAUAUCUUGAAAGGUAUCAACAACAAAUUCAAUGAAUUAACUCAACAAUUAACUUUGAAUUCGUCCAAAUUUGAUCAACAAAUGAAUCAUUUAAACACCAAGAUAGAUCGUAUGACUUCAACUACUAAUAUAAAUCGGUUUGCCAUUGAGCCUUAUGUGGACAAAACAGGUGAGAAGUUUCCGGAUAAACUAAUGCAUGACUCCACUGAUCUUCUUGGGGUUUUGGGCACCGAUUAUGGUGAUUAUGCUCGUAAUAUAUUACUUAUUCUAUAUACCAAAGAAGAAUUACGAACAUCCAUUUUACCACCAGGUAGAACACAUUUGUCAAGAAAACCGCUCGAUAAAGUACGGUUUAAGAAGUUUACAGAUGCCAUGCGAUACAAGUUCAAAUUAAGUUCGGUUAAUUUUGGUCAAUUUUAUCGAACAUUAUUACGAAGAAAACUAACAGAUUUUUUAAUUGAAGAACGUCGACGUGAUGAGCUCAAAUUAGCUCGUCAAUCAUUGAAAUCACAAGCAAAAGAUACAAGUCAAUCAGAUAUUGAUGAAAUAUUCAAUUAG